Messenger RNA from Seminavis robusta, 3270 nucleotides. NCBI's taxonomy places the organism in Eukaryota, Bacillariophyta, Bacillariophyceae, Naviculales, Naviculaceae. The record is from the annotation of a GenBank genome assembly.
AUGGCUGAAGGACGUGUCAGACUUCCCAGUUGGAUCAGUGUGGACUGGAAUGACAAUGACAAUGAUAAUGAUAAUGACAAUGGCGCAGUAGGAAGAGGUUCAGGGAGUUUGGGAGUUCGGAGUCCCCGUCGACGAUCCGUUGCUUUGGCUGUGUCUCCUACGUCUCCUACGUACCGCAAGGGCUUGUCGUCUUCUGCCAGAAAGAAAUCCCAGUCCUCCAGUACAAGUCCUACUCAUAGACAUACUCAUGCUGAUGUAGCUGCAGAGGAAUGGCAACAAGUCAAGCUGGCCAAGACAAAUAAGAAUGGCAACAGCAACAUUCCAAGAGAAAGAGAAAGAGAAACUCAGUUGCUCUCUUUGUGCAGAAAACAAGAUUGGUCAGCUGCACUCGCUCUGCUCAGACAACACCCAGAACAAGCAUGUCCGUGUCCUUUAUCACCAACAUCAGCAUCAGCAUCAGCAUCAGCAUCAGCAUCAGCCCAUUGGAAUCACAGUCAUCACAGUCAUCAAACACCAUCUACAUCACCAUCACCAUCACCAUCUACAUGCACUUACCAAGAAACUGCUCUUCAUGUGCUCUGCGCCUCUGCCAAUUUUGGCCAAGUCAUCUCCUGUCAGCUAUUUCAAGAAUUGCUCAUUGUAGCUCCCAAACAAACCAUCAUUCACAACAAACACCUUGGACACACUGCUCUUAGGGCACUACUCAGAAAUUCUACAUGUACUCCCCAUCUACUGAACCUUUUGCUAAACACUAUCCAACAAGAAUUACAACAACAACAACAAAUGGAUCCAUCUAAUAGAGCACUACAGAAACUGUGUACGCAGCCAGAUCAAACUGGAUGGAGACCCUUGGACCACCUACUCAUGGCACUACAUCAUCCAGAGGCAUUCAAAUUCAAAUUCCAAUGCCAACCAAACAACAACAAUCCUCUAGCUCUCAUCAAGGUACUUGUCCAAUAUGUGGGAGGAGACUGUCUUUUCGGGUUGACCAACGACGAUACUCCAUCGGAUGACACCAGUACCGGUACCAUCCACAACCAUCAAAUGCUCCUGCAAAAUCACGCACAGACACCACCUUUGAUCCGUCUACUGUCACUCAACCACUCCUACACGGGUCGGGGAAUCAACAAUAACUGCAAUACGACCACGAACUCCAUCCGCCAUCGUACCAGUAGUAAUGAUGAUACAGCUGCAGGUGAAACAAUGCCAGCGUCGUUCCAACAAGAGUCAGAAACGUCCGUCCUGUGCCAAACCACAAACUACUUCCUACAACAAUUCCCGGCUCUCAUGGAUCAAACUUCCAUCACCACCAGUUGCACGCCUCUACAUGUGGCCCUGCGAAACCAUGGAAACAAUAAACAACUCAUUCAAUGCUUCUUCUUGUUGAUUCUGCUCUUGGAGGUCGAUGAUGACGUAGACAACGACAACGACAACGACAACAAUCGAAAGAGCGAAAAUGGCAUUUUUCCCGCACGAGACCACGAUACUAUCUUUACAGACGAUUUCGCAUCCUCUGACAACAACACCAAAAACGACAAUAAAAGACAACGAUACAGUACUAGUACGAAGAAUCGCCUUUGCAAUUCCAUUCUGGCAUGUCUACGAACCGAAAAUAUGUACGGUGAUUUGCCACUACACGUGGCUUGUUCGGUGGGGACUCCCGUAUCGGUACUGCGUCUCGUACUGGAAGGUACUCUCAAAGCAAACGGAACGGCACCAUCGACUUCGACGAGAGCCGCCGUCACUACGACCACUACCAACACAACCAACACGCACAACAGCAAGAACUUGUGCUGGGCCGUCAAUCAUGCCGGAUACACACCCAUCGAUCUCGAAUGGAUUCGACACAUGGAGGACGGAAAAGGAUUCUUCAUGGCAAGAUCUUUCUACUCGCUCGAAGCCGGAGGUGUCAAGAAAACGUUCUGGAAGCAGGACGAAUUCUACAGGAUCCUCUUGCAACAGGCCGUACAGCAAGCCAUGGAUACCAAGUCGGGAGGAGGAGGAACUUCCAACGGCAACAGCAGCCGUGCCUCUAGCUCAACCACGGCAACGACGACGACAAAUCCUUCGAUUCGACGACACCGCAGGAUAUUGACGAACACGCAACGACGACCGCAACAGCACUCACAGACAACCAGGGUAACACGCUCACCAAGAGCAGCGCCGCCGUCACCGACAAAAGCUUCUCCUUCCAACAAUGCUGCUGCCCACGUGGAUGCGAUGUGUAGCCCUCCUACUAGUGCAAUCAACAGCGACAGUCAACGAGUUCCCGCUUGGGGACAGCAAAGCCCUUCGUCGCAACACACAACUACUGAAAUAUCCAGGAACUCCACUACGAAUGUUACGGCGACCACCAGUGUGCCGCCCCAGCCUAGCGAACAACCCACGUGGGAGCUGUUGCUGCAUCGCAUCUUUCUGAUCAUUCAGACCGCAGCAACCGGAAGAGUACCCAAAACACAAACAGACCUGGAGCAUUGUCUUCUCCAUGCGGCCUGCCAACUUUCGUUUCCCGUGGCGCCAAGUCUACCCUUGCCAUUACUAGAACUGAUUCUGUUCCUGUACCCGGAUCAGCUUCUCCUGUCGCAAGAUGAGGGCAGCAAUCUCCCGCUUCACUUUGCCGUCCAACCGCAGGUGCCUUGCCUGCACAAUCCUCACAAUAACAGUGCUGGUAACAAGAAGCACGACUAUUCCUUGACGACAAACUGCGCCUGUUUUCAAAAAAGUGAGUACCACGGUGGUAGGGCCAGUGAGAUUGAUGAGGAAUCGUCCAAAGAAUCCCAACAGCACAUUUGUAACGAAUGGGAAAAGUGGAUCCAACAAUUACUGGAGCAUGGGCCCGAUGCUUGCUCGACGCGCAAUGGAAGUGGGCAGCUCCCCCUUCACAAGGCAUUGGAGUACGUUACGUCAUGUCCUCUCUGUGACAGCAAUACUACUAGUAGUGACGGGCGGCAAGCGACGAAGGUCGACGGAAACGAAAUCGCAAUCAGCGAAACGAUAGACAGAAGCUUUGACUGUAGUCGUGCCAGGAACGAUACUAAAAGCAGGAAGAAGAAGAACAAGAGAUCUGGUUCCUUGAUGCAACAAUCUCCUCCCGAGGUGGCUCGACUCGGGGUGAUUCAUGCAUUGGUGGACACGUAUCCAGAUUCGGUGGUGGUAAGGGACCCAUUGAGCCACCUGAUGCCAUUCCAAAUGGCCGCCGCAAGCGCGUAUAUGCCGUUGGAUGCUGUCUUUUACUUGUUGAGGAGGUCCCCAGAUGCCGUGAUUGGGUGA